Molecule: messenger RNA, 1291 nt
Organism: Scophthalmus maximus (turbot)
Lineage: Eukaryota; Metazoa; Chordata; Actinopteri; Pleuronectiformes; Scophthalmidae
Gene: rangrf
Product: RAN guanine nucleotide release factor
Exons: 2
Coding region: 442-1023 (193 amino acids)
Biological process (GO): regulation of sodium ion transmembrane transporter activity; regulation of membrane depolarization; protein import into nucleus
Cellular component (GO): nucleus
Molecular function (GO): sodium channel regulator activity; guanyl-nucleotide exchange factor activity; small GTPase binding
Source: RefSeq, a predicted model, not a curated record
CCAGUACUUAAGUUGUAUUAUAUUACAGGCCUGUGUUGGUCGACCACUCUCAGGUAAGGUUGUUUUUUUAGUAUUUUCACUUUUAAUACUUUCGUACACGGUUUAGUGAUUUUCCUUAAACAAAUUUGACUUUGACGAAAGUUGACUCUGAUGAAAAUAAUGACGCUGUUGUGCCUCGUUUUAAUUAAAUAAAAUAUAUAUCUGGAAACUUCUUCCACCAGUGGCUGUUUUAUGGCGAGCGUCUCACCUGUAGGUGGCAGCAGCGUGCCUGAGAUGCGUUGAAUUUCAGAAGAAGAAGAAGAAGACGAAGCCGCAGAAGAAGAAGAAAAAAAAUAAGAACGUGAGAAGUUGGGAGAGAGUUGUUUUAAGUUACAGCAGGAAGUUGAAACCAGGCUCCGUGUUCGUUGCUGAUCCCCUGAGCUGCUCUCGGUCCUCAGAGAGAUGCAGGCUGCAGGAGGCAGCGCCGACCGGCCGCAUCCUCUGUUUGGAGGAGCGCUGUCAGCUGUCAUCCCGCACAGUGCCACGGACAUCAGUGAGCUGAGGGAGAUCCCGGACAACCAGGAGGUGUUUGCUCACGCGCACACCGACCAGAGCCUCAUAGUGGAGUUGGUGGAGCAUCAGGGCCAGGUGGCGGACCAGGACUCUGCCAGGUAUCACUUUGAGGACAUCGCAGGCAGCAACAAAGCUCAGGAGCCGGGUGUCUUCGGAGUGACCAGUGUUGUGCCUCUGCCCAAAUCUGAUCUGUCCCUGUCGGAGUGCAGCUCGGCCUGGAUGCUGACUGGGACACAGUGUGUGUCCAAGUUCAACGAAGAGGCGAGGAACACGGUGACCCUUCACCUGGGUGUGUUCCGCCUGCCGCAGUUCUCCACAGAAGUCCUGAUCACCUUCAAUGACCCGCAGAGCAUCAGCCCCGACAGCAGCAGUGCCGCUGAUGUGGCGGGACACAAAUCGCCGUGGACGGUGCAGGAAUUCCAGCGCUUGUUGCAGACUCUGACUCUGCACAACCCUGGGCUGUUUGGAUAGAGCAACUGCUGCCCACCACACAUGAUAAAACCUAGCAGGACUAUGCUUUGCUUAAAGGGGCCUGUUAUUAACAGUUCUGUGUCAUGUUCUGGAAUCCUGGCCCACAAGUUUUGAAAACGAUCCUUCCCCUGCCCUGACACAUGAAUACAUGUUCUGUUCUGCUUCUGAUGUUUACUUUGUUUCAGUAAUUGAACUACUUAAAACCAAAUUAUCUCCAGAUGUGUAUCAUAAUACAUUUUUGAAUAAAUAUUAUUGAACUAUUUCAUUA